This is a messenger RNA of Sorex araneus (European shrew), 1651 nucleotides long. RefSeq lists its product as uncharacterized. The transcript is spliced from 2 exons. NCBI's taxonomy places the organism in Eukaryota, Metazoa, Chordata, Mammalia, Eulipotyphla, Soricidae. The record is from RefSeq and is a predicted model, not a curated record. The coding region runs from base 513 to 1481 and encodes 322 amino acids.
CCGGGGGUGGCGGGGAGGGGGGGGUGAGAGGAGCAGCCGCGGGGCGGGCGGGGCCGGGGGAGGAGCCAAGCGGGGGCAGAGGCGGGGCAGAGGAUGGCGCGGGCAUGGGGGAAGAGAGAGACACCGACACAGAGAGAGAGAGAACAGAAGACACGUGAGCGUGAGCCAGGCCCUCCCUCCGCGCCGCCUCCCGGGCGCCGGGCACCCCCAGGGGGGUCCGGGUGGGGCCGCUGCCAGGGAACAGGCCCUGCGCCACGCCAGCCCCCUCCCUGGCUUCAGACCCUCCGCCCACUCAAGUGCCCUGAGCCCCGGGCCUGCGCUCCCCUCUCCGGGGCCCCACCCCCACCCCACCAGGUGUUCAAGUCUAGGUUCUCCCGCCUCCUGCAUUGCUUCCUCCUGACUCCCUACCCACUCCCUCCAGCAGCCCGGGCUGUGCACUGCACAACUCCAGGGGGCCUAGCUGUGCACUGCACAACUCCAGGAGGCCCAGCUGUGCACUACACAACUCCAGGAUGUCCAGGCUGUGCACUGCACAACUCCAGGGUGUCCAGGCUGUGCACUGCACAACUCCAGGAGGCCCAGCUAUGCACUACACAACUCCAGAGUGUCCAAGCUGUGCACUGCACAACUCCAGGGGGCCCGGCUGUGCACUGCACAACUCCAGGGUAUCCAGGCUGUGCACUGCACAACUCCGGGGGGCCUGGCUGUGCACUGCACAACUCCAGGGGGGCGGCUGUGCACUGCACAACUCCAGGAGGCCUGGCUGUGCACUGCACAACUCCAGGAGGCCUGGCUGUGCACUGCACAACUCCAGGGGUCUAGGCUGUGCACUGCACAACUCCAGGGGGUCCGGCUGUGCAUUGCACAACUCCAGGGGCCUCAUUUGCGAGGCGGACGCAGAUGCUGCCUCCUGGAGUCUCAGUGCCGCUGCCUGCCCUCCACACUCCAGCUCCCUGCCCACCCCCCGCCCUCCCUGUCCUCCUCAGGUGGGGGGUCCUACGCCUCUCUCCCAGAGGGGUCUGGAGGGGCUAGGCUGGGAAAGACAGAGAGAGAGAAGAGGAAAGACAGGAAGAGUGGAGGUGGUGAGAGACGGAGGGAGCCAAGGCAGCAGUGAAGGGAGGCAGGGAAGGAGGCUGGGGAGUGGACUCAAACGAGCACUGGACUUGGGAGUCCAAAGCCUUGGUUUCGAGGCACAGCUCUGCCGUCUGCUAGCUGUACCCACCGUGGGCCCAUCGCUUCGGGGGGAGGAAAAUGGGCGCCCCCCGCCCCUCGCCCCAGGGUGGGAGGCUCGGGUGCAGCCGCUGGAAGCCCAGAUGUGGGUGGAAGCAUGGUGGGGGGUCCUGAGUGGGGGGGUGAGGUGGGGAGGGUGGAGGACAGGGGGGAGGCAGGGAGCCCGCGGGACGUGCGUCCUGUGCUCUCCAGCCCCCAGAGCGGCCCCCGAGAAGGCCCCGCAUCCCCCUGCCUGGAACCCCCAAGAAUGAACCCCUGGGCCCCCUCGAGGCCGCUCGUCCCUGAGCUGUCCUCCUGCCGCUAACCCCGGGGUCCGCCUGGGCCUGGGGGCAAAGGGGUGAGCCCCCCCACCCCGCUGCGGCCUGGACAUGCUACCGGGGAGGUGCGGGGAGGGGCGCUGGCAGCGGUGCGGGCGGGCGGC